This is a messenger RNA of Striga hermonthica, 1020 nucleotides long. The record is from the annotation of a GenBank genome assembly. NCBI's taxonomy places the organism in Eukaryota, Viridiplantae, Streptophyta, Magnoliopsida, Lamiales, Orobanchaceae.
CAAAACUCAGUUCAGAGGACCUCCUCGUGGAGAUCCUAACGAUCCUGAAAUUCGAGCGGCUCGAAAACAGUAUGCAACCGAUGUGAAGUCUGGUUAUCAAACCGUAUAUUCCACAGGGGCAACCACCAUAUAUGAAGAAAUCAAAGGGAAAGGUAUCUUACCGGAUCCCAAACCACUUCGGAUGCCUGAAGAGAAAUUGGAUAAGUCCCGAUAUUGUGAUUAUCACAAAUCGCCAGGGCAUAAUACAGAUGAAUGUUUAAGUUUGUUAACUGCCCUGUUGCGUUUAAUUGGUCAUCCGCAGCUUAGAAAAUUCUACCUCAAUACCGACCCUCAGAAAAGGGGUCCAGGGCGUCAGAUUGAAUCAUAUGAUGAAGACGACGAGGAGGACCGCGGCGCCAUGCCAAAACGCAUCCGGAAAGGAGACAAGGAAGUAUUCAUGCUCACCUCGGAAACCCCCACUCCCAACUUUGUUGGAGCUUCCCGAGGACGUAAGCGAGAUCGAUCUCCUGAACCGAUGCAAAUCACCGUCCACCGUGUCAACACUAACAACUCCCGAAGUACAUUGUCCCGUCGACAAAUUAAAGCCUAUGCCCGACAAGCGUACAACUCCGGCAAACAAGUUUACACCACCGAUUUGAGAGACAUUCUCAACAAUCAAAACUGUCCCAUAACCUUUAAUAUGGAGGACGCCAAUCAUUUCGCACACCCUCAUUCUGAUGCGCUUGUUAUCACUGUCCCUAUAUGUGGAAUUCCCGUUCAUCGCGUUAUGGUAGAUACUGGGGCCUAUUCGAGCAUUUUGAUGUUAAAAGCUUUCGACAAAAUGGGUCUCGAUCCCGCCGACAUCCGACCUUGCAAUGACCAAAUACAAGGAUUCAACGGAAGUAUUUCAAAGCCUAUCGGCGAGAUCACUUUACCAGUCAGAUUUGGCACUUCAGAGAACGUCACCAAGCUCGUCAUGGAGACUUUCAAAAUUCUUGAUAUCAACAACGAGUAUAAUGCCAUCAUUGGUAGAACAGCAUU